This is a messenger RNA of Lachancea thermotolerans CBS 6340, 1740 nucleotides long. RefSeq names its product M20 family metallopeptidase. NCBI's taxonomy places the organism in Eukaryota, Fungi, Ascomycota, Saccharomycetes, Saccharomycetales, Saccharomycetaceae. The transcript has a single exon. The record is from RefSeq and is a predicted model, not a curated record. Bases 1 to 1740 code for a protein of 579 amino acids. Gene Ontology annotation, cellular component: fungal-type vacuole lumen. Gene Ontology annotation, molecular function: metallocarboxypeptidase activity.
AUGACUAACGACUAUAUCCCAAUCGACCGGCCGAAGCCUGUGCAAGCCAGGCGGAAGUGGAUGAUAACCGCUCUGGCAGCGUUCCUGACAGUCUGCCUGUGCCGACUGGCCUAUGUUACGAGCCACAGGGCGCCUCCAGCGGGGCAGACGCUCGCAUGCGACUCUGUCAAAACAAUCAGCGAACUACCUGUGCAUAAGAUCCAGAAGCUUCUCGACGACAAGGCCCUGUACAACCAGACGCUGGCGAAACUCCAAAACGCUGUUCGUGUGCCAACAGAGGUGUACGACACCGUGGUGAACCCUGAGAUCGACGCAGACGACGCUGUCUGGGCGCCAUUCGUGGAGAUCCACAAGCAGCUCGCCCGCGACUUCCCUGCGGUCUGGGCAAACCUGCGCGUCGAAAAGGUCAACCACUAUGGCCUCCUCAUCACCUGGGAAGGCUCCGACAGCGACCUGAAGCCCGCGAUGUUCGCCGCUCACAUGGACGUUGUGCCUGUCGAGCGCAAGACGUGGUCGCAGUGGAAACACGAGCCCUUCUCUGGUGACCUGACCGUUGACCCCGACUUUGGCACAUUGUUGUGGGGCAGAGGCUCUUUUGAUGACAAAAACAUGCUCAUUGGUGUGCUGCAGGCUCUAGAGUACAUGCUCACCCAGGAGCCCGAGUUCAAGCCUAAGCGUGGCGUUGUAGUUUCCGUGGGCUUCGACGAGGAAAUCGGCGGCCACUUUGGCGCUGCUUACCUGACCAAAAUUCUGCAGGAGCGCUACGGACACAAGGGUAUGUUGUCUAUCAUCGACGAGGGCGUGGUUGGUGUUAAAGAGAUUGAAAACGUCAUGAUUGCGGCUCCUGGUAUUGGCGAAAAAGGCCGCAUUGACCUUUGGUUCCACUUAAACACCCCAGGUGGCCACUCUUCGGUGCCACCUGACCAUACUUCCAUUGGUAUCGCCGCAGAGCUCAUCUCGGACAUCGAAAGUGAGAAGUUCCCUGCGACCUUCGCCCCUCAAAACCCACUGUCUCAAUAUUACAGAUGCAUUGCCAAAAACUCUGACACCAUGGAAAAGAGCUUGAAACGCGACUUCGAGUUUUCCAUGCAGGACCCUAAGGCCAACAGCCGCGUUGUCGAAUACCUGAUCGAAACUGGCGGAAAAAAGAUUGAAUAUCUGUUGCGUAGCACCCACGCCGUCGACAUCAUCCAGGGCGGUAUCAAAGCCAAUGCUCUUCCAGAGACAGUGUCAUUUUUGGUUGAUUCGCGUAUUGCAGUGGACUCUAGCGUAGCUGAGGUCCAAGAUGUGUUCAUCAAGAGAGCUGUGAAAAUUGCCAAGAAGUACGAUUUAGGCGUUGUUUUCGAGGGCGAAGUGCUGCUUCCUGCUACGCCAAACGGAAACUUCAACAUCACUCUCGCUGGCAAGCCAUUGGAACCUGCCCCACCAUCCCCAGAGAACGACGUGUGGGGCAUAUUUGCUGGCUCCAUAAAGACCUUUUACGAAGACGUGAUCUUCCCUAAGACAUUUUCCGAGCCUCGUGAGCUUGUUGUUGGGCCCAGUAUAAUGUCUGCUAAUACCGACACUGCACACUACUGGGACCUGACCGAUAACAUCUACCGUUACCAACCAGGGUUUGCAAUGGAGGACACCCUCUCAACUAUUCACUCGGUAAACGAACACAUCAAUUUCGACACUGUGAUGCAUGUCGUGGGUUUCACCUACGGUUACAUUCACGCAGUUAACAAGUUCGAGAAGUAG